Molecule: messenger RNA, 3306 nt
Organism: Fusarium vanettenii 77-13-4
Lineage: Eukaryota; Fungi; Ascomycota; Sordariomycetes; Hypocreales; Nectriaceae
Exons: 5
Coding region: 1-3306 (1101 amino acids)
Biological process (GO): response to oxidative stress
Molecular function (GO): iron ion binding; peroxidase activity; oxidoreductase activity, acting on paired donors, with incorporation or reduction of molecular oxygen
Source: RefSeq, a predicted model, not a curated record
AUGUCGUCUGCAGAGGUCAAGAACGGCCACGCCACCAAUGGCCAUAGCCAGGAAAAGGCUCCCGCUCCUAAGCCGCAGCCCAAGGCUGCCGGCCAGUCCAAUCAGAAGAAGGAGGGUGCUCUGAAGAGCUUCAAGAAGCUGAGGGUUCUUUCCAAGAGGCCGUUGCCUACUGAGAUGGGUGAUGGUAGCUACAGGACUGUGGUGAACCGACCUCGUCUCAAGGAGGAUCUUCGUCGUCUCAAGAUCAAGGAUCUCAAGACGUUGCUUGAAAUUGUCAAGGCCAAGGCCAAGGGUGAGACUCAGCAAGAUGACAAGACCAUGAUCAUGGAGAGGACCAUUCAGAUUGUCGCUAGUCUGAAUGAUCACUCCAAGGUUCAGGAAGUUCUUACCAACAGCUUCAUCGACAAGCUUUGGAACUCGCUCGAUCACCCGCCAAUGCUGUACAUGGGUGACCAGUACCGCUUCCGCCAGCCGGAUGGAUCUCUCAACAACCCUUAUAUGCCCAAGCUUGGUGCGGCCAAGACUCCUUACUCGCGAUCUGUUCGUCCCAAGGGCAUGUCGCUUGGUGCUCAACCUGAUCCUGAGGCUGUGUUUGAGUCUGUCAUGGCUCGUGAUGGCUUCAAGAAGAACCCCAACAAUGUGUCGAGCAUCCUGUGGUACUGGGCCACCAUCAUCAUCCACGACCUGUUCUGGACCAACCUCAAGGACCCCAACCAGAACGACUCGUCGUCGUAUCUCGACCUCUCCCCCCUCUACGGUAGCACCGUUGAAGCUCGCGACUCGAUCCGAACAUUCGAGGAUGGUCUGCUCAAGCCCGACACGUUUGCCGAUAAGCGUCUGAUUGGAAACCCUCCCGGUGUCUGCAUCAUCCUCAUCAUGUUUAACCGAUUCCACAACCAUGUUGCGACCAACCUCGCUGACAUAAACGAGGGCGGUCGCUUCUCCAAGCCGGGACCUAACCUUGAUCCUGAGGCUGCGGCUGCGGCUUGGAAGAAGCGUGAUGAGGAGCUGUUUGAGACUGCUCGUCUUGUUACGUCGGGUUUGUACAUCAACAUUACCCUCAUUGACUACGUCCGCAACAUUAUCAACCUGAACCGUGUUGAUACCACUUGGACUCUUGAUCCUCGUCAGGAGAUGGGUGUCUCUGUUGGUACCAAGGAGGGUUCCGAGUCUGGCACUGGCAACGUCGUGUCUGCCGAGUUCAACCUCUGCUACCGCUGGCACUCUUGCAUCUCCGAGAUGGACGACAAGUGGAUCCAGGAUUUCUACGUUCAGCUCCUUGGCGACAACUAUGGAGCCAUGGACAUGCGUGCCUUGAUGAUGGCGCUCAAGAAGUUUGAGAUGUCUGUUCCUCAAGACCCUGCUGAGCGCACCUUUGGCGGCUUCAAGCGUGGCAAGGACGGCAAGUUUAGCGACAAUGAACUUGUUGAUGCUCUUGCUACUGCUAUCGAGCAGCCUGGUGGUGCAUUUGGUGGUCGCAAUGUUCCUCGCAUCAUGAAGCCUGUCGAGAUGCUUGGUAUCAUCCGUGGUCGCAAGUGGAACUUGGCUGGACUCAACGAGUUCCGUAAGCAUUUUGGUCUCAAGGCUUACGACACCUUUGAGGAGAUCAACUCUGAUCCUGAGAUUGCCGAGUCUCUGAGGAACCUGUACCAGCACCCCGACUAUGUCGAGCUGUAUCCUGGUAUCGUUGCCGAAGAAGCCAAGACACCUAUGGUUCCUGGUGUUGGUAUUGCUCCAACGUACACCAUCUCUCGUGUCGUCUUGUCUGAUGCUGUCGCCCUUGUUCGUGGUGAUAGGUACUACACGACUGACUAUCACCCUCGUAACCUGACCAACUGGGGUUACAAGGAGGUUGACUAUGAUCUCAACAUCAACCACGGCUGUGUCUUUUACAAGCUCUUUAUCCGGGCUUUCCCUCAGCACUUUAAGGGUAACUCUGUCUAUGCUCACUACCCAAUGGUGAUUCCCUCUGAGAACCGCAAGAUCUUGACGGAUCUUAAGCGCGCGGAUCGGUUCGACUUUGAUCGACCUAGCUUUACCCCCGCCCGUAUCAACAUUGUCGGCUACAACGCUGCCAAGUACAUCCUGGAGAACCAGGAGAUCUACAAGGUGUGCUGGGAUGAAGGUCUCGGACACCUCAUGGGCGAGGGCGGACGCCGCUUCAUGCUCUCCGGAGACGGUGCCUUCUUUGCCCAGCAGCGCAGGUGCAUGGGCGCACUUCUGUACAACGACACGUGGAAGAGCGCCAUCAAGUCAUUCUACUCGAUGAUUGCCGAGAAGCUCCUGGCGGAAAAGUCGUACAAGCUCGCGGGCAAGACGCAGGUCGACGUUGUGCGGGACGUGGGUAACCUCGCGCACACUCAUUUCGUGUCGCGCAUGUUUAACCUGCCACUCAAGACCAAGGAGAACCCCAAGGGUCUCUUUUCCGAGCAGGAGCUGUACAAGAUCCUCGCUGUUAUCUUUGUUUGCAUCUUUUUCGAUAUUGAUCCUGCCAAGUCGUUCCCGUUGAGACAGGGUGCUCGAGAGGUUGCGCAGGCGCUGGGCAAGGUUGUUGAGAUGAACGUCAAGCUUUCCAACGGUAUUGGUAUGAAGGGUUUGUUCACUGGCAAGGCGAACAAGGAUGAUCCUCUGGCUGCGUAUGGAGUCAACAUGGCCAAGGGGCUCAAGAAGGCUGGGCUGAGCACUGAGGACAUUGUGUGGAGUCAGAUUCUUCCUACGGCUGGAGCCAUGGUUCCCAACCAGGCUCAGGUGUUUGCUCAAACUCUGGAUUGGUAUCUUUCGCCUGCGGGUGAAAAGUACCGUCCUGAGCUGCACCGUAUUGCCGCUCUUGAGACAGGUGACGAGACUGACGCUCUCCUUCUGGGCUAUGCCAUGGAGGGUAUCAGAAUGGCCGGCACGUUUGGUCUCUACCGCAAGGCUGAGUCUGCCGACGUGAUCGAGGAAGACAACGGAGAGAGAGUCGAAGUCAAGGCAGGUGACCGCGUCUUUGUCUCUUUCGUGUCAGCAGCCAAGGACCCCAAGAUCUUCCCCAACCCAGAAGUCGUGGACCCUCGCCGACCUCUCGAGUCGUACAUCCACUACGGAACCGGACCCCACGAGUGCCUCGGCCGAAACAUCAGCCAGGUGGCACUCACGGAGCUUUUCCGCGCCCUGUUCCGGAAGAAGGGACUCCGUCGGGUUCCAGGUGCUCAAGGAGAGCUGAAGAAGGUUCCCAGACCUGGUGGAUUCUACGUAUACAUGACUGAGGACUGGGGAAGCAUUUGGCCUUUCCCUACCUCUAUGAAGGUUACGUGGGAUGGAGAGUAA